This is a messenger RNA of Dromaius novaehollandiae (emu), 2510 nucleotides long. It is a transcript of the gene CDX1, whose product is annotated as caudal type homeobox 1. Gene Ontology annotation, biological process: animal organ morphogenesis; embryo development; anterior/posterior axis specification. NCBI's taxonomy places the organism in Eukaryota, Metazoa, Chordata, Aves, Casuariiformes, Dromaiidae. The record is from RefSeq and is a predicted model, not a curated record. Gene Ontology annotation, molecular function: DNA-binding transcription factor activity, RNA polymerase II-specific; RNA polymerase II transcription regulatory region sequence-specific DNA binding. The coding region runs from base 115 to 894 and encodes 259 amino acids. The transcript is spliced from 3 exons. Gene Ontology annotation, cellular component: nucleus.
CACAGCUCCCCAAGGCGCCCAGGUGAGCGCGGGGCGGACGGAGGGCGGCCGCCGAGCCGCUGAGCCGGGCCCCAAGCCAGCGGCGCAGCAUGCGCGCGGGGCCGGGCACCCAAGAUGUAUGUAGGCUAUCUUUUGGAUAAGGACGCCAACAUGUAUCCCAGCCCCGUCCGGCACCCCAGCCUCAACCUCAACCCCCAGAAUUACGUGCCGGGGCCGCCCCAGUACUCGGACUUUGCUGGCUACCACCAUGUGCCAGGGAUUAACAGCGACCCGCACCACGGGCAGCCCGCGGGCGCCUGGGGCUCUCCCUACACCCCGGCCAAGGAGGACUGGCACUCGUACGGGACCGCCGCUGCCUCGUCCACCACCGCCCCGGGGCAGUUCGGAUUCAGCCCCCCGGAUUUUAACCCCAUGCAGCCGCCGGGCUCAGGGCUGCUGCCGCCGCCGCUCAGCAGCGCGGUGCCCCAGCUCUCCCCCACGGCGCAGCGGCGAACGCCCUACGAGUGGAUGAGGCGCAGCAUUCCCAGCACCAGCAGCAGCGGCAAGACCAGGACGAAAGACAAGUACCGGGUGGUGUACACAGACCACCAGCGCCUGGAGCUGGAGAAGGAGUUUCACUACAGCCGCUACAUCACCAUCCGCCGAAAAGCUGAGCUGGCCGCUGCCCUGGGGCUCACCGAACGGCAGGUGAAAAUCUGGUUUCAAAAUCGGAGGGCGAAGGAGAGGAAGGUGAACAAAAAGAAGAUGCAGCAGCAAAGCCAGCCCACCAGCACCACCACACCGACACCUCCAGCCGUUGGCACGCCGGGGCCCAUCGGAGGCCUGUGCAGCAGCACUGCCCCAAACCUCGUCUCCUCCUCUCCACUGACGAUCAAGGAGGAAUUCAUGCCUUAACCCCCAGCAGCUACAGACACUGAGAGAUAAGCACUAUGCGGCAGAGCCAAGCUGGCCAGCAUGCUCUGAAGAGUGACAGUCCCCUCCUAAAGACACAAUGUUCCCUGGCUGACCCAAUGGGGCAGUCCACGAGGCUGGACAAGGUGGCACCAUGAUCUUCCCAAGGGGCUUGUGGGCUCUCGCCUACAUACAAAACGAUAGGUUAGGUAGUAUUGCUCUCCUGCAGGAAACACAUUGAUCUGGCCUCCAGUGUUGAUAGCCCAAAGCGGGAUCUUGGUGUUAUUAGAGAGGAAGGAGGGUUCUUGGCUGGAGGUGUGAGCUGGUGGUGGAGGAAGACUUUCCUGCAGCACAUCAGAUGGAGCUUGUGGGAUGCUUCCUUCGCGGUCCUCCUGGUGAUCCAGCUGCCUGGUGCUUUUGGGGCAGUUCAAACAAGACUGAGAAAACAGACUUGGCUGGACUUAAGGCAAAACAAAUUUGAGCUGAACUGGUCUCCUGGAUCUGCCAUGCUAGGAAAGGGGAUGCAGAAGGAAGAGCAAGCUGGACGGUGCGAGUAAGGCAGGACCCUUGGCUGACGUGGCUGCAGACAGAAGAGCCUGCUGGUGCCUGAGGGAGAACUGGAGCCCUCCUUUAAACCAGCGCUGACAGCCCUGAGCCAGAGCACACCCUCGGCAAGUUUCCCACGCAUGUCUCCACUAUGCACUGCAGCCAUCCCCGCAGCACCCCUCCUGCACUCCCGGGCGCUGCCUAUGCUGCUCCGGGUCUGGAGCCUCACUCUCUACGCAGAAAACAACUGUGUUCUCCUGCAGCGUGGCAACUGAGGUGCGUCCAUGGAGCACCACAUGGAGACAUGCCAAGUCUCCAUCCGGCAAACGUAUUGCAUUGCGCUGCGGGGACUGCAGCAGCCGCAGGCACUGGAAAUGGCUGCUCUUCAUGGCUGGGGCUGGGGCUGGCAGGGGAGACGAAGAGCUGGCGCGCGGUGAUGGAGGUGGUGAUUUCCAAAGACAGUGGCGUGGGGUUUUGCUGUUCUCUUCAAUACCCAAAGGACUCUGGGUUUUGUCCUCACCAUGUAUCUUGGGCCAGUAAUGAAUGCAAAUGAAUGCACCCAUGCUGGGUUUACACAGCAUACUGGGGGGCUGCUCUGAUGUCCUACCUCAUGGGAGGGCCACCAGGCAGGUCUCUGCUGUCCCCUCUUAUCCUGCUGGAGAAUUGCAGCCAAAAACUCCAUUUAUCCUGCCCACUCCUGAUUGCUGUGUUGGCCCUGUUUCAGACACCCUAAAGGCCAGCAGGGAGCAGCUGGGAUCCUGCCCCAGACUGUGCUGGGAGCUCCUGGGCUGCUGCUUCCCUCCUAGAGCUGAGAGAAGAAAGCAAGGCACCCAGGGCCACGGCUCCAGCAUGGACCCAGUCGGGCCCUGCAUCGGGGUCUCUCCAAUGCUUGCCACCUCUGAGUGUCCCUGGUGGCACUUCCCUCGGUCACCACUGCUGGCUGCAGUCGGUGGCGCAGACGAGCGAUUGCAUCGGCUCAGGACUUCGGCUCAGUUUUUGUGUAUAUAAAGCAGAAUUGGUUUUCCUUUUUAUUUUUUAAGCAUUGGUAAAAAUAAAAGCUAGCAGGAAUCCCA